Messenger RNA from Vespa velutina, 4179 nucleotides. RefSeq names its product transient receptor potential-gamma protein-like (gene Trpgamma). Gene Ontology annotation, cellular component: cation channel complex; membrane. Lineage: Eukaryota; Metazoa; Arthropoda; Insecta; Hymenoptera; Vespidae. The record is from RefSeq and is a predicted model, not a curated record. The coding region runs from base 136 to 2916 and encodes 926 amino acids. Gene Ontology annotation, molecular function: store-operated calcium channel activity; inositol 1,4,5 trisphosphate binding. The transcript has 13 exons. Gene Ontology annotation, biological process: manganese ion transport; calcium ion transmembrane transport; regulation of cytosolic calcium ion concentration.
ACGCUUACCGUGCCCUGGCAUCGCCAUCACUUAUAGCACUUUCCUCGAAGGAUCCAAUUCUGACGGCCUUUGAACUCUCUUGGGAACUCCGUCGACUUUCCUUUCUCGAGCACGAGUUCAAGUGCGAGUAUCAGCAUGAAUUUUCGGCAGGAACUCAGGAGGCAAUGUCAGGACUUCGCUACGGCUUUACUCGACCAUACAAGAAGUUCCUACGAGCUCGAGGUUCUUCUCAAUCAUGAUCCAAAAGGGCCUGCGUUCGAGCACGGCGAGAGAAUGCAUUUGAAUCGUUUGAAAUUGGCUAUAAAACUUAGACAAAAAAAGUUCGUCGCGCAUCCAAACGUGCAGCAGCUAUUAGCAUCGAUUUGGUACGAGGGUCUUCCCGGUUUUCGUAGAAAGAACAUGCUUCUUCAAGCUAUGGAAAUCGUCAGGAUUGGCUUACUCUUUCCACUAUUCAGCGUGGCAUACAUCAUAGCACCUCACAGCAGCAUCGGUCAGACUAUGAGGAAACCAUUCAUCAAGUUCAUCUGUCACUCGGCAUCAUACUUCACUUUUUUAUUUAUGUUAAUUCUAGCAAGUCAGAGGAUAGAAAGCGUAAUCGGUAAUUGGAUUGGGCACAGCGUUGUUGACCACGAUUCUGUAUCAACCAAAAGGGGUGCUGCACCGACUAUCGUCGAGUGGUUCAUAUUGGCCUGGGUCUCUGGAUUGAUAUGGUCGGAGGUGAAACAACUUUGGGACGUGGGUUUAAAGGAAUACGUGAACGAUAUGUGGAACGUGAUAGAUUUUGUGACGAAUUCUUUGUACGUCGCUACGGUAGCCCUCAGAGUAGUCGCUUAUUAUAGGGUACAAAAGGAAAAUGAAGGUCAGCAGCCAGGUUUUCAGACGGAACUGCAGCGUGAACAAUGGGAUACUUGGGAUCCUAUGCUUAUAUCGGAAGGCCUGUUCUCAGCCGCCAACAUAUUUAGUUCUUUAAAACUCGUCUAUAUAUUUUCCGUGAAUCCCCAUCUUGGCCCUCUUCAGGUUUCUUUAUCGAGGAUGGUUAUGGAUAUCAUGAAAUUCUUCUUUCUCUACGUUCUAGUAUUGUUUGCUUUUUCUUGCGGUUUGAAUCAACUCUUAUGGUAUUACGCUGAUAUGGAAAAAAAGAGAUGCCCAACAGCAAUGCAAUAUCCAAUGAACGUUAACAUUACAACAGAUUCGAAUGCUUGCAUCGUUUGGCGACGAUUCGCCAAUUUAUUCGAGACCACUCAAACGCUUUUCUGGGCUGUCUUUGGAUUGGUAGAUCUCGAAAGUUUCGAAUUGGAUGGCAUUAAAGUGUUCACGAGAUUUUGGGGUAUGUUAAUGUUCGGCACCUAUUCGGUAAUCAAUAUCGUCGUUCUUCUAAAUCUUCUAAUCGCCAUGAUGAAUCAUUCCUAUCAGUUAAUUUCCGAACGAGCUGAUGUCGAAUGGAAGUUCGCCAGGAGCAAACUUUGGAUCAGUUAUUUUGAGGAAGGUGGAACAGUUCCACCGCCGUUCAAUAUCAUUCCUACACCAAAGAGCGCUUGGUACGUCGGCUUGUGGAUUUAUCGGAAACUCUGUGGUCAUAGUAGAGCCGCCAAAAAGGAACACAUGCGAACGAUCAGGGUAAAAAUUUGUACUAUAUACCAUAUCGACGUAGGAUCUCUUCAAAGGGAAUCGUCAUUUCGCAUUAUCGAGAGAAAAGCGAAGCAAGCCUCACAGCGUGAUUUUCGUUAUCAAAGUAUAAUGAGAAAUUUGGUUAGGCGAUACGUCACCGUUGAACAACGAAAGGCCGAGAACGAGGGUGUCACCGAGGACGACGUAAACGAGAUAAAACAGGAUAUUAGCGCGUUUCGUUGUGAAAUCAUUGAGAUUCUUAAAAAUUCUGGGAUGAAUACGUCGACGGCAAGUGGUUCCGGAACUGACGGUAGCCUUAAAGAGCUGUCCAUAGGUGCGGGAGGUAAGAAGAACCGGCAGAAGGAACGGCGCUUGAUGAAGGGAUUUAAUAUAGCUCCUCAACCUGGCAGUAGCUCUACACUGUUAGAACCAGUCGCGGAACUAAUUGCCUCUUGGAAGGAGGUAGAACAUGAGAAUUCUCAUCACGAGAUCUUUGGUUCGACGCGAAGCGAGAUAUUUGGUUUAGGUACGAUGCCGAAGAAGACUUUACAUCAUAGUAACGCGUGUAGACAAAGUCGCGGUGCUAGAAGUAGCUCGAAGAAAAAACGUUGGGACACUUUGAUCGAAGCUGCUAAGGCUCACAAAGUUUCGAAGAAAUUCAUCAGUAGAUCUCGUUCCGAGGAUUCAGUUUAUUCACCAGCAUCCGAAGAUGGUGGCUCGAGAUCGGAAGGUUCAACGGAUUCAAAAUCUUCUUUAGAAAUUCAUGGUAGUCAUGAUGUUCACAGUCAUCAAUCCCAUCAACACAGUCAUCAUUCACAUCAUACAGAAAGUCAUCACUCUUUUGGCCGUCUUGGUUUAGUAUCUGCUUUGACGAAAAAACGAAAAAAGUUCUCGGCAUCGAGAGCUUCGACCCCAGCAAUGACCAGCACCAAUUCUAAUCCAAUGGAAAGUACGACGCAGCCUAUAGCUUCGAUUCUUUUAUCUAAAGUUUCGAAAAAACAGUUGCAUCGUGCUAGUAGCGUACCUACAAGAGGUCCGGAACUUGGUUCGCAAACGAUAACACCUCGUAGACACGAAGUCACACAGAGUCAACAGCCGAGUUUGGAUACCGCCGAGAUCGUCAGUGUUAGCGAGCAACAAAGAGUUGUUAGUGCUGUUCCAUUGACACCAUCGACCACGGAGGAGAGCGUUAUUGCUAGCGGAGCGAUUUCAAUGACAGUUAAGACAAAUGGUUCGGCAACGCAACUUCAACGAUUACCUGGCAUCGAGCCGAUCUCUGGACACGACGUAUCAGCUGGUUGGCUCUGAGCACGGCCCCGUCAUCGAUUGGUUCGAUGACGAGCCUCGGCGAUUACACGAUCACGAAUAUCCCAAAUGUCACAAGAGGAAUAUUACGAGUUCGAGCGCGAUAACUCGUACGACGAAGUUGGCGACGAUGAGAAUCAACGAUAAUUCGCGAUUCCGAGGUUCGAUAAUAAUAAGAAGAAAAAGAAGAAAAAAAAAAAAAAGAAAAAAAAAAAAAAGAAGAAACAAAUCUCGUCGCCUUCGGCAGACGCACACAAUGAUGCCUUUUUUUCACGACGACGCGCCUCGCCAAUUAUAUUUACGUGUCGUCGAGAACGCGAAACUCCGAUGAAACAAAAAGAGAAUAAAAAUUCAAAAAAAAAAAAAAAAAAAAAAAAAAAUAAAAAGAAAGAAAGAAAGAAAAAGAAAAUAAAGAGAGAUAAGGAGAUAAAAAUAUUAUCGUCGUCGACCCUUCGAAAAAUACUCUUCCCUUUGAGACGAGUACGACUUCCGGUUAUAAAUACUUUACGAACUUUCAACUAUCGGAUCGAUCCUGUACCAAUGACAACUCGUGAAUUUCAUUCGUCCGUGAGCUCCUUUUUCACAGUGUUCGCGUGGAAAUAGUGUGAUAGUGCGAUAGCGCGAUAGCGUUAUUUAAAAAAAACUCUAAUGUUAGCCGUGCCUACCGCAUCGACCAAAAAUCAUGUGAUAUCAUUUUUUUAUCUCUAUAUAUUUUAUCAUAAUUCACGUCAUCAAUUCUUACAAAUUUUUAUAAUGUUAAUCAUCGUUUACGAAGAAUACCAUUUCGAGGAUUAUUAUUUUUAUUAUAUUAUAUUUAUUUAUUUUUCAAUUUCAUCGUUCUUUCUUCCUUAUUCAUUUAUUUUUUUCUUUUGUUUUUUUUUCUUUUUUUUUUGUUUUCUUUUUGUCUUUUUUUCUUUUUUUUUUUUUUUUUUUUUUUUUUUUUUUUCCUUUUAGAAAUUCCAUAUCGAAAAGAUCGUAGAAAGUUUUUAGGACGUGUCCUGUACAAAUUCUCGAGUCGUUUAGGUGAUAAUUAAAUAAAGAAAUAAAUCAUCGGUAUCCUUAGAAAACCGUCCGUAUUACCAAAGAAUUGUUUUUCCCGAGUAGUCAUUAGGUACAUCCAAUCGUCGGAUAUUUGUUCGAGAUCGAUUUUUUUUUUUUUUUUUAAAUCGCUCGUCUUCUAGAAGUACGAAAUAUAAAAGUAAAACUUAUUAGUAUUACUACUACUAUUACUACUGUUACUACUACUACUACUACUACUACUAUUAU